AUGGCAUCACCAAAGUCAUUUCUUGGCAAUCUGUUCAAGAGGAGAUGUUCAGUAGACAAUCUGUGUCCCAUCUGCGAGAAGGAAGUAGAAACUACGGAACAUUUGUUUUUUUUGUGUCCAUGGGCCAAAAUGGUAUGGUUUGGGUGCAACAUUAAACCGCUGGGGGAUUUGGGUGGUAAUGGCUCUGUGAUCAAAUGGGUAGCUGAUAUGAUGGAAAACUUGACAGUAAAGGAGGUAAUUAAUCUCAUGGGCAGAGUGGCUCUAAUAGCGUGGAACAUAUGGAAGUCAAGGAAUGAUUUUGUCUUUAACAAAACGAAGGUUAACCCACAGCAUACAAUAACAUCAUUUCUCCAUGCUGAGAUGGAGUUUUUAAAAGCUUUUGAGAUUCCUAAAGUCCAGAUGGAUAACCCACCUAAUCAGGAGGAUUUAUCCACCUGGAGGGCUCCGGACAAGGGCAGAUUUAAAGCAAAUUGUGACGCAGCCAUUCCUGCCUCCGGGCUUAGGAGUAUCGCUGCUGUUGUGCUUCGAAAUUGGAAAGGAAAGAUUGUGGAUGGCCUUGCAAAGUCGGUUCAUGUUAGGACCAGUCUCGGAGGGGAGCUCCAUGCCAUUAGAGCUGCCUGCGAGAUGCUGAUCAGUUUGGACCUAAAGGAAGUGGAGGUGGAGUCCGAUAGCCAGCAGGCAAUCCAUCUAAGUGUGUCGGAAUUAGUGCCUCCUUGGGAUGUCAAAACUUUGGUGAUGGACAUUAGACAUUUUGCAAAGGAAGGAAAUCUUCUUUUCAAGUGGGUUCGAAGGGUCGCAAACAGAAUGGCACAUAAAGUUGCUUUUUUAGCUUCAAGAAACUCUCUUCCAUGUAAUUAG
This is a messenger RNA of Rhododendron vialii, 858 nucleotides long. RefSeq lists its product as uncharacterized. Gene Ontology annotation, molecular function: RNA-DNA hybrid ribonuclease activity; nucleic acid binding. The transcript has a single exon. Lineage: Eukaryota; Viridiplantae; Streptophyta; Magnoliopsida; Ericales; Ericaceae. The coding region runs from base 1 to 858 and encodes 285 amino acids. The record is from RefSeq and is a predicted model, not a curated record.